GAGGAUUCUGCUGAGAUGCUUGAAAAUGUGACUGACUGCUUCUAUGCAAAUUCCCAGACUGCCCUCGAUGUCUGCGAUGACAAUCUGCGAGGUGUUGUGAGACACAAGAACCAAGACUUUGUAAUUCAUCCCCUUCCGGAGAGAUUUGGCAGCGGAACACAUCUGCUGAUCCCGAGAAACAGAGUGGACAUCAGAGCGACCGAACGAGGCUUCUUCGAUGUGGAGUUGAUGAAGGACGACUUUCAGCAGGACGUGCAUGAGAGAAACAAGAGAUAUAUUGCAAGCAAAGUGGCAACGCCGAGUGUUCUUCACAUCGAAACUGCAAUCUUCGUCGAUCGCGAUCUCUUCAGGCACAUGGCCAAGAACUACCCGAAGAACACUGAAAUGAAUCUCAUCAGAUUCGUUCUGGCGAUGGUGAAUGGCGUUCAACUUCUCUAUCAUCAUCCAUCGCUCGGAUAUCAGGUGAACUUUGUGCUGAAGCGACUUGAAAUCCUCCACAAUGAUCCAAAGGAUCUGCACAGAUCCAGUGAUAUUGACGUCUUCCUGAACAGCUUCUGCAUGUGGCAGAGGAAAUUCAAUCCAGCCGCAGACACAGAUGUCAUGCACUUUGACCACGCUGUGAUCCUCACAGGACUCGAUCUUUACGUUGUGGGCAAGAAUGGGAAGAUCAGCAGCCAAGUCGUGGGAUUAGCUCCAGUGGCUGGAAUGUGCACACCAACAUCCAGUUGCACGAUCAAUGAAGGGAAGCACUUUGAGAGCGUCUUCGUCGUGGCUCAUGAAAUUGGACACAACCUGGGAAUGCGUCAUGACACGUCGGAGAACAACUGUGAUCCCUCGCUCUACAUCAUGUCACCGACGCUGGGCAGUGGGAAGAUCACAUGGUCCAAGUGCAGCAAGGAAUACCUCAGCAAGUUCCUCGAAUCCACUCAGGCUCACUGUCUCUUCGAUCGCGGCCACUCGGCGCACAGCCUGGAUCACGCGGCCGAAGGUCUUCUGCCCGGAGAGCGAUUCGAUGCAGAUCAGCAGUGCAUGCUGAAGUACGGAAAGGACAGCGUGCGCUCCAGGACUCAGCCACUGACGGAUGUGUGCAGAGAUUUGCACUGCCAAAGGGACAGAUACACCUGGACAUCCCAUCCGGCGCUGGAAGGAACGUUCUGCGGCGAAGGCAUGUGGUGCAAGAGCGGCGUGUGCAAGCUGAAGGCGACAACAGCCUACCUCGAGUCCCACACGCCCUACCAUCGCCCCAUGAAGCACUUCCCGGAGAAGAGCGCCAAUUUCAUCGAAGGCCAGAAGCUCGGCCACUACAAGCAAGACUUUGGCAAAUCCGUGACGGGAUGGAGCGAGUGGAGUGCCCAGAGUGAGUGCGAAUCGGGAUGCUUGUACGGUGAAUCGGGAAGACUCAAGGAAGGCAGUAUAGGUCUGAAAGUGUCCACAAGAACCUGCCUCGAUAUGCGCGUGAACAGGAAGAAGUGCUUCGAUCUCAACAAGCGAUACGAGGCUUGCACAGCCAAGCAGUGCUUCAACAUUCCACGAACAACGGUGAUGGAGUUUGCCAACCAGAUUUGCGAGCGCGCCAAGGAGUUCGAUAGCGACAUCUUGGGCGUGGGAAUACAGCAAGUUGCCCUGAAUCCGGACGAUUCCUGCCGAGUGUUUUGCAAGACGCGCAGCGGAAUGCCGAAGACGAAGAACUGGAUGUUCCCCGACGGAACCACCUGCAGAAACGUCGAAUCCGACUUUGACGACGCCUUCUACUGCAUCAACGGAAGAUGUCAGAAAUUCUCCUGUGAUAACUCAACUAGCAAUCUGUACAAAAUCGAUCCUUCCUACUGUCCUCAAAGCCAAGUUCGCGAGACGGAUUCGCAGUCAAAUGCCAGCGCGCCUCGAGUGGAGGAAGAGAAGAUUCGCGACAAGCAGAAUCCGACACAGAACACAAAUGAGAGUCAGCAAGUGGAAGUCAACGAGUCUUACAACGGCGAAGUGGCGCCAGAAUCGAGCUUCAUCAAGGCGCAAAUCUACAACAAUUGGCGCUUGCGGAACAGCGAAAAGCAGCUCAUGACGGCAAAUCAUCAUCCAUCGCUGAUGUAUCAGAAUUCCGCGCUGCGCAACGAUCUGUGGCAAAUCAAGUCCGGAUGCUACUUCAGCUGCAUGGACAUGGCCAAGGGGAUUCAGAUAGUGGCAUCGACACUGUCCGCAGUGACGAAUAUCCAGCUCUGCUCACCGGAAGCGUUUCCCUGCGAACACAUCCAGACCACCUAUGAUUUCUCCAGCAAACUCUGCUCGCGCUACAAAAUGAAAGUUCGCGGUCUGUCCGGCAACGGAAUGCAGAUCUCCCCGAGCGUCGAGGAUCCCGAUCGCAGCUGCAAAGUGGCGUGUCAGGACGAAUACAUCGGGCAUCGCUUCUACCUCGUGAAUGGCGAGCAAGGAUACUUUCCCUUCGGCACUCGAUGCUCCAAGACGGAGAAGCGCUUCUGCGUUCGCGGACGAUGUCUUGAGUUUGGCCCAGACAACAUGCCUUUGCGUGAGUCUCACUCGAAUCUUGCGCUGUUUCAACACCAGAAACGACGACGGCGGAAAAGGAGCUUCAUGAAUUUCACUCCAGUCAAUAUCACAGAGCGAAUAAGCCAGGAAUUGCUGGAUAAAUUGCUGAAUAACUUCAACAUAUCAAUGACUUUUGAUCCACCGGCUGAUGUUGCUGAGAAACAAAUCGACAUGACGAGCCCAAUCUAUUUAUCAGACUCCUUCUAGAAUUGCGCAAAUAUAGAUGAAUCCAUUCUGUCGAACGCUUUUUCUUUGGGCUGAUUUCCUUU
Molecule: messenger RNA, 2807 nt
Organism: Phlebotomus argentipes
Lineage: Eukaryota; Metazoa; Arthropoda; Insecta; Diptera; Psychodidae
Gene: stl
Product: A disintegrin and metalloproteinase with thrombospondin motifs adt-2
Exons: 4
Coding region: 16-2745 (909 amino acids)
Biological process (GO): proteolysis; extracellular matrix organization
Cellular component (GO): extracellular matrix
Molecular function (GO): metalloendopeptidase activity
Source: RefSeq, a predicted model, not a curated record